Sesamum indicum (sesame) is the source of this 1216-nucleotide messenger RNA. The record is from RefSeq and is a predicted model, not a curated record. NCBI's taxonomy places the organism in Eukaryota, Viridiplantae, Streptophyta, Magnoliopsida, Lamiales, Pedaliaceae.
AUACUUGGAAAAUGCGACUUUGGUUGAAAGGAUUGCCUAUUUCUCCUCUCUCUCUCUCUCUCUCUAACUGGAAAAGGCCAAGGCAAAAUUUCCACAUAUUUGGAAACCCAGAUCUCUGUUUGUUCCAUUCCGCUCUUAAUUAACCUUGCCUCUCGGCGUGAGACGGUGCCGCGAAUCAAUCUAGGCCGCAGGGAAGCAGCUCCGACGCGCCGGAAAGCUCCACACGAUCAAUUAGUUGGCGGAUAGAUCAGCGAUCCGCAUAGAAAUGAGUCGAAUUGAAGAAGCAGAUCUCAUGUUCAAUGCAAUUAACCAACAAGUCCGAUAAUUAUGUUGCAUUCAAGGUGAAGACUACGAACCCGAAGAAGUAUUGUGUGAGGCCAAACACAGGAGUCGUGAUGCCUCGCUCCACUUGUGAUGUCAUAGUUACGAUGCAAGCCCAAAAGGAGGCUCCACCAGAUAUGCAAUGCAGGGACAAGUUUCUCCUCCAGAGCGUAGUUGUGAACCCUGGGACUACUGCAAAAGAUAUUACUCCUGAUAUGUUCAACAAAGAUUCGGGAAAUCAAGUGGAUGAAUGCAAAUUGAGAGUUGCAUAUGUUCCACCCCCUCAACCACCUUCACCAGUGCGGGAAGGGUCAGAAGAAGGGUCGUCCCCUAGGGCCUCAGUAUCAGACAAUGGGACUUUGAAUCAGGCUUCUGACUUUAAUAUGACGUCAAAAUCAAUUUUUGAACCGCAGGAAAGCACACCAGAGGUUAAGGCCCUGAUCUCAAAGCUGACCGAGGAGAAACGUUUUGCUAUUCAGCAAAAUAACAAACUUCAGCAAGAAUUGGAGCUGUUGAGACGUCAAGGUAACAAAAGCCAAGGUGGUAUCCCACUCAUGUAUGUCAUCAUUGUUGGCUUAAUUGGUAUCCUGCUGGGUUAUCUGUUGAAGAGAAUAUGAUUGAUGGAAGCAGGGUCUUUAGAUAUCUCAGCCGUUUGCUUGUUCAAAAUUUUAGGACAUUGAAGAAAUGUGUCAUUGAUAAGAGCUUUAUAUUCAGUUAGCUGUUUGUUCGACUGUAGAAACAAAGCCUAAACUGGUUUUGGUGGUUCCUGUAAUUGCUCAAAAUGCAUUCGUUGUGUGACUAGCUUUGACAUUUUUAUUUUACAACUCUGAGGAGUUAUUUUGUUUUUCUUUUCUUUUUUCUUUUACCUAAACUCAGCUUCUUUAGUUUAUUUUUU